Molecule: messenger RNA, 3252 nt
Organism: Homo sapiens (human)
Lineage: Eukaryota; Metazoa; Chordata; Mammalia; Primates; Hominidae
Gene: RPS23
Product: ribosomal protein S23
Exons: 4
Coding region: 32-463 (143 amino acids)
Biological process (GO): translation
Cellular component (GO): nucleolus; rough endoplasmic reticulum; small ribosomal subunit
Molecular function (GO): structural constituent of ribosome
Source: RefSeq, marked reviewed
CUCUUUCGCUCAGGCCCGUGGCGCCGACAGGAUGGGCAAGUGUCGUGGACUUCGUACUGCUAGGAAGCUCCGUAGUCACCGACGAGACCAGAAGUGGCAUGAUAAACAGUAUAAGAAAGCUCAUUUGGGCACAGCCCUAAAGGCCAACCCUUUUGGAGGUGCUUCUCAUGCAAAAGGAAUCGUGCUGGAAAAAGUAGGAGUUGAAGCCAAACAGCCAAAUUCUGCCAUUAGGAAGUGUGUAAGGGUCCAGCUGAUCAAGAAUGGCAAGAAAAUCACAGCCUUUGUACCCAAUGACGGUUGCUUGAACUUUAUUGAGGAAAAUGAUGAAGUUCUGGUUGCUGGAUUUGGUCGCAAAGGUCAUGCUGUUGGUGAUAUUCCUGGAGUCCGCUUUAAGGUUGUCAAAGUAGCCAAUGUUUCUCUUUUGGCCCUAUACAAAGGCAAGAAGGAAAGACCAAGAUCAUAAAUAUUAAUGGUGAAAACACUGUAGUAAUAAAUUUUCAUAUGCCAAAAAAUGUUUGUAUCUUACUGUCCCCUGUUCUCACCACGAAGAUCAUGUUCAUUACCACCACCACCCCCCCUUAUUUUUUUUAUCCUAAACCAGCAAACGCAGGACCUGUACCAAUUUUAGGAGACAAUAAGACAGGGUUGUUUCAGGAUUCUCUAGAGUUAAUAACAUUUGUAACCUGGCACAGUUUCCCUCAUCCUGUGGAAUAAGAAAAUGGGAUAGAUCUGGAAUAAAUGUGCAGUAUUGUAGUAUUACUUUAAGAACUUUAAGGGAACUUCAAAAACUCACUGAAAUUCUAGUGAGAUACUUUCUUUUUUAUUCUUGGUAUUUUCCAUAUCGGGUGCAACACUUCAGUUACCAAAUUUCAUUGCACAUAGAUUAUCUUAGGUACCCUUGGAAAUGCACAUUCUUGUAUCCAUCUUACAGGGGCCCAAGAUGAUAAAUAGUAAACUCAAAAUUGCUCCCCACUCUGUUUAUUAUUUAAAGGUGUCAGGAUCUGUGUUGUAAUGUGUCUACAUUAAUGUGUUUAGGAGAAUACAGGCAUUGGAUCAUUUAGUUGAUGGAAGUAUAUGCCAGGCAAGGGAGAUAAGGUAUACGACAAGACUGAUGUUUUCAGUAUCUUCUCAUGAGGUUGUCAGAGACCUUCAUGUCUUCAAAGACUAGUCAGCAAAUGAAGUGGUUUAGUGUAGAGACAAGAUUGGUUGUGUUUUGAUAAUUUAAGCUAGGUAUUGAGUACAUGUGGAUUUUGCUGUCCACAAAUACUUGUUUCAGAGUUUUCAUGGAUACAGUGGCAUGGUUGAAAUGAAGCUGUGAGCCUUCUGCUUUAAAUCUGAUGUAAGAAACUCCUGUUAACAAAUAGUAAGUAUGGGUUAAUUAGCCCUUUGAUCAAAGCCUAGCUUUACAUUGUUUAGGAUCUUUGGAAAACAAUUGGUUUGGUUGCCCACUUUCCGUAGGAUCAAGAGCAGAACCUUUCACAUGGCACAGAAGAACCCAGGUUGCGCUUCAUACCUGCAUAUUCCAGCCUUAGCCUGCCAUUUCUCUCCUUGGCACUUUGUGCUCCAGCAACACUGGUCUCAGUUGGUCAUCCUCAAACUUGGGUUCCAUAUCCAGCCUCAGGACCUCUGUUCCUGUUACUAUGGUUCCUUGCAUGUCGCCUGCUCUUACUAAAGAGCUCGUGUGUUUUCCAGCACACUUCGGUUUAUCUCUUGAUGAUGAUGCUAGUCUCUCCCUCCGCAAGGGCGGAAAGGCUGCCUGUUGGUUUGUACCAGUGUUUCCUAACGUGUAGCUGCAGUCAGUAUUUGGCUAAGCUGUUCCCAGGGGCUCAACAGAUGCUUUCGGAUGAGCCUUAACUGACCCAAUCCUUUGUGAUGCGGGAGAGAUUGCUAGGCCUCGCUCACCUGGCCAGAACCAGGGAAAGAGGCCGCGGUUGCAGCGCGAUUCCAGGCCCUGGGCGUCAGGCGCGGGGUGGGCAGCUCUCCCCGGGCGGUGGGGCCCUUGUGACCGCGAGGCGGGGCGCACCAGGAAGGGAGUGGGACAGCGCGGGCGCCCAGGGAUGUGGCCUGGUUACCUGCCUUCUCUGAUACGUCAAGACACCUUCAACAAUGGCUUGCAGCUGUACCCUGUUGGCUGCACCCAGGACGCCCUUUUCACUGCUAAGCAGUCCUACCUGAGGCCCAGGGGCUGCCAGAUUGACCCAUAAAUAAUCUCCGGCGCCUCAGAUCCAGAAGCUGCUGAGCCUGAUCUUAGUGCCUUCUCCUUUCUCUGUGUGGCCCCCCAGCCCCUUUCCCCACUGCCUUGUGUCCAAGGCCCUUUCCUUCAUGUAUCCAUGGAGGAGAGACAAAAAUACACAUCAAUAAAAUAAGAUAGGGAAUCCAUAAAUAGACAUUCAGAAGUAUGGCCAACGGAUUUAUCUUAAAACCAAUGGAGGAAGAAGAGUUUCAAUAAAUGUUGUGGACUUCCAUUUGUCAAAGACCAAAACAAAGGAACCCCAACCUUACAUGUAAUACAAACUUAACUCAAAAUGGAUCAUAUAUCUAAAUGUAAAAUGGAAAGCUAUAAAACUGAAAACAGACUAUCUUUACAACCUAGGCGUAGGUAUAGUUUUUAGACAUUACACCAAAAGCACAUGCCGUAAAAGAAAAAAUAGAUAAAUUGGUGGAUUUCAUUAAAAUUAAAAAACUUUUUCUCUCUGAAAAAUCCUGUUAAGCUGGGCGCUGUGGUUCAUGCCUGUAAUCCCAGCACUUUGGGAGGCUGAGUUGGGAAGAAAUUAAUAGCUUGAGGCCAGGAGUUCAAGAUCAUCCUGGGCAGCAAAGUCAUACACUCUUGAGGGAAGAGAGAGACCUUCUCAUAUUGUUUUAUAUUGUUUUAUACUCAGUACCUGUUUUAAGAAAAAAACAAGGAAGUGAAAUCAAAGACAGGCAGCCCGGCACCAGGCCUGAAACCAGCCCUGGGCCUGCCUGGCCUAAACCUAGUAGUUAAAAAUCAACUUACGACUUAGAACCUGAUGUUAUCCGUAGAUUCCAAGCAUUGUAUAAAAAAAUUGUGAAACUCCCUGUUGUGUUCUGUACCAGUGCAUGAAACCCCUGUCACAUAUCCCCUAGAUUGCUCAAUCAAUCACGACCCUUUCAUGUGAAAUCUUUAGUGUUGUGAGCCCUUAAAAGGGACAGAAAUUGUGCACUUGAGGAGCUCAGAUUUUAAGGCUGUAGCUUGCCGAUGCUCCCAGCUGAAUAAAGCCCUUCCUUCUACAA